CUGCAGGCAUUUUCUGUAGCGCUCGUCCUCUGUAUAGUGUGCUGAGACAGACUGCCUCUGUUGUCUUUAUCUGGCAGGAAUAAACAGAAUGGCUACAGCCCAGUCAGUGGUAAUGUUUGCUGUGUGCAUCUUGAUGAUAACAGAGCUUAUACUGGCCAGAAAGGACUACUAUGACAUUCUAGGCGUGCCAAAAGACGCCAGCGAACGCCAGAUUAAGAAGGCUUUUCACAAGCUAGCUAUGAAAUACCACCCUGAUAAGAACAAGAGCCCUGAUGCUGAAGCAAAGUUCAGAGAAAUAGCAGAAGCAUAUGAAACAUUAUCUGAUGAGAAGAGGAGAAGAGAGUACGACCAAUCAGGGCACAGCCCUUUUUUCAGUGAGAACAUUAGGGGCGGGGCCGGGCAGCACUUCUACCAGCCCUUUGACUUCAACUUUGAUGACAUGUUCAGAGACUUUGACAUUUACAGUCAGAACCAGCAUACUCGCCAAAAGAGGCACUUUGAGGACCAUUUCCGAACCCACCAGCAGGCCCAUGGACGCCAUAAGAAACAUUUCCAGGGGGCAUUUGGUGCAGGGGUCUUUGACGACAUGUUUGAUGACAUGGAGAAGAUGUUUACAGUGGACAGACACAGCAGGCGAUCUGAGAGCAGGUUUCAGAGCACAGUGAAACAGCAGUGUAGGACAGUGACCCAGCGCAGAGGGAAUAUGGUCACUACCUACACAGACUGCACGUCCUCCUGAAACCCAGGCAGAACCUCUGCAUGCUGGGCCUCAUUAAACCGCCUGCACUCUGGGCCAUUAAGCUAUUUGAUUGGGUCUGGAAUACAGACACAUUUAUCAGUUUGCUGCUGUGAUCUGAAUGAAGUUCUUCAUUUUCUUAUGAGUGAAAUCUAAUUUAUUACAGAAGGGUUAAAUGAGUGGUGUUUUUCACAGGUAACCAUGACAACUGAUCUCUAUCCCUUUCUCUUUCUUUCUCUCUGUCUGUCUGUCUCCUUCUCUCGCUCUCUCACACUCUCUCUCACUCACUCACUCACUCAUGCACACACACACACAUACAUCCAGUACAUGUGUGACACCUGUUAAGCUAUAGAUGCCAUAUUUUUGAUUUUUCAGUCAGCAAAACUGAUACUGAGAGACUUCUAGUGCCUCUUUGUUUUACUUUAGCAUAUUGGCCUCUGAUCACAGUAUUUUGAGAUAAUGUAACUGUUUUCAUUGUUUGAUUCACUGAAUAAGGUAGUCAGUGAGGCAUAUUCUCCAACCAAUCCAUUGAAAGGAUGCUUCUGUACCAGUCACUAGUUGGCUUUUUGGUUUUGUCUGCUCAAUUGCAGACCCCUUUUAAGCCAUUUUGAUGAACAAAUAGCUGAGUUAAUCUCUUUACUCACCUGCCCAUUCUGCAGGUGAAAACAUAGCUGGCCACACAGGGAAUAUUUCUUUUCUUUUUGAUAUUAUGAAAUCACUCCACUAACAGCCCAACACACCAUUCGCAGAAAAAAAACAAUCAUUUAUUGAUGAAUUCACGUUAUGAAAAAUGUUUUACUUUAAUGCUUAUGUUGCUCUCUGCAAAGAAAAUGAUGUUGAUUUUGCUUUCUGUUUUCUGCUUUUCAACAGUAUUCUGGUUGUGGUUGUAUUUAUUUAUAUGGAUUGUUUAAUAAUUAUCAGAGGUGCCUUUCCCUCAUAAUCUUCAGCAAAUCGCAUGAACAGGACUGUGUAUCCAAAUUCAACAGAAAUAUACACAAGCACUUUCACAGCAAAUAUACAUACACA
Messenger RNA from Chanos chanos (milkfish), 1762 nucleotides. It is a transcript of the gene dnajb9a, whose product is annotated as DnaJ heat shock protein family (Hsp40) member B9a. The record is from RefSeq and is a predicted model, not a curated record. NCBI's taxonomy places the organism in Eukaryota, Metazoa, Chordata, Actinopteri, Gonorynchiformes, Chanidae. The transcript has 3 exons. Gene Ontology annotation, molecular function: protein-folding chaperone binding; misfolded protein binding. Gene Ontology annotation, cellular component: endoplasmic reticulum. Bases 89 to 739 code for a protein of 216 amino acids. Gene Ontology annotation, biological process: ERAD pathway.